Messenger RNA from Microthlaspi erraticum, 3003 nucleotides. The record is from the annotation of a GenBank genome assembly. Lineage: Eukaryota; Viridiplantae; Streptophyta; Magnoliopsida; Brassicales; Brassicaceae.
AUGCAGACAAUAUGUUCGAUGAUAUUCCUCUUAGUGAUAAGCGUUUCAGGUUUCUCCGACUUUGAGGCUCUUUUGGAGCUGAAGAAAGGGAUACAAAGAGACCCUUCUGGUAAAGUGUUUACUUCUUGGGAUGCAAAGGCUUUAUCUUCUGACAAGUGUCCUCAAAAUUGGUACGGAGUUGCUUGUGACAGUGGAUAUGUUACAUCCAUUGAUUUGAAUGGUUUAGGUCUGCUUGGGAAUUUCAGUUUCCCAGUCAUUGUUAGUCUCCAAAUGCUUCAAAACCUGUCGAUUUCCAGUAAUCAGUUCGCUGGAACUCUCUCCAAGAUUGGUUCUUUCAAGUCUCUAAAGCACUUGGAUGUGUCUGGUAACAUGUUCCGUGGCUCGUUACCUUCUGGGAUUGAGAAUCUGAGGAAUCUUGAGUUUGUGAAUCUCUCUAGUAACAGUGACUUGGGAGGAGUGGUUCCUUCUGGUUUUGGGAGUCUUGAGAAGUUGAAGUUCCUUGAUUUGCAAGGCAAUGGUUUCUCAGGGGAAGUCAUGAGCUUGUUCUCGCAGCUAAACAGUUUAGAGUAUGUAGACAUAAGCAGGAACAAGUUCUCUGGUUCGUUAGAUUUGGGUCUCGCAAGGCCGAGCUUUGUUUCCUCGAUCAAAUACCUGAGCGUGAGUGAGAAUUCUCUAACGGGACAGCUGUUUGCUCAUGACGGCAUAUCGUUCUUCGAUAGCUUAGAGGUGUUUGAUGGUAGCAGUAAUCACUUGUCUGGCUCUCUUCCUCUCUUCAGCUUUGUUGUCUCUCUCAAGAUCCUCCGGUUACAAGCCAAUCAAUUGUCAGGUACUAUACCACAGAGUCUUCUACAAGAGAGUUCAACGAUCUUAACCGAGCUAGAUCUCAGCCACAAUCAACUUGAAGGCUCUGUUGGAAGUAUAACCUCUUCAACACUAAGGAAACUCAAUUUGUCUUCAAAUAGACUUACCGGGUCAUUACCUCUGAAGGUAGGGCGUUGUGCGGUUAUUGAUUUAAGUAACAAUAACAUCUCAGGAGAGUUCUCAAGGAUACAGAGUUGGGGAGAUUCUGUAGAAAUCAUCCGGUUGAGUUCAAACUCACUCAGUGGAACAUUACCUGGCCAAACUUCUCAGUUCUUGAAGCUGACUUCACUAGAGGCUGCUAACAACUCGUUGCAAGGAGCUCUACCAUUUGUUUUAGGAACUUAUCCUGAGCUCAAAGGGAUUGAUCUCAGCCACAACCAGCUUAGUGGAUUCUUACCGAGAAAUCUGUUCAUGUCUGAAAAGUUGACGGAUCUCAACCUGUCAAGCAAUAACUUCUCUGGUUCAGUUCCUCUUGGAGAUGCAACUACUGCAGGAAACCUGAGCUUGACUAGUAUUGAUCUGUCACAUAACUCUUUAGGUGGGUUUCUAUCAGAGGAACUAACUCGGUUCCGGAAUUUGGUUUCUCUUGACCUCUCUUAUAACAACUUUGAAGGGAAUAUCCCUGAUGGCCUCCCUGAAAGCCUAAAGGUAUUCAUUGUCUCUGCUAAUAACCUCUCUGGGAAUCUACCGGAGACUCUUAGACGGUUUCCAGAUUCAUCGUUUCAUCCAGGGAAUGCGUUACUGAUUGUCCCUGUCUCUGCAGAAACACCAAAAGAUGAAGCAGGUGUGACCUUAGGAAAGCAUGGUAGUCAUAUGAAAUCUUCCAUAAAGGCAGCUUUGAUUAUAGGCUUGGUCGUUGGUGUUGCUCUGCUUGCUCUUGUCUUUGCGUUGUUAUAUUUUAUGCUGAAGAAGCAACAUGAUGAUGAAGAGAGGAUUGAUGUCACUGGAGAGAAGACCAGUCUGCAAAAAUCUGAGCCUUCUCCUUCCAAUGUACAAGAAACUGAAGCUUCCUCUUCUGUUACCUCUACUCCUACAAUCAAGUCAAAGCAACCGGUUAGCGACUCUGAGAAUUCUUCAUCAUUGAGAAAAGGUGAAAGCUUGUCAUCAUCCAAAGUUUCUCUGGUAUCUUCUUCUUCAACCCCAUCCAUGUCAAAAAUCAAGAACUCACCAGAUGAUAAUCCAAGGCCUCGCCAGACUUCUGUGAAACUAGAUGGGAACCUGUACAUUUUCGACAGCUCUCUUACGCUCUCAGCAGAGGAACUCUCUCGUGCUCCAGCUGAAGCUAUCGGAAGAAGCUGCCACGGAACGCUGUACAGAGCAGUGCUCAGUUCUGGUUCUGUGUUAGCAGUCAAAUGGCUGAGAGAAGGGACUGCUAAAGGCAAGAAGGAGUUUGCAAGGGAAUUAAAGAAACUUGGGAACAUCAAUCACCCAAAUCUUGUUUCUCUUCAGGCUUACUAUUGGGGACCUAAAGAACACGAGAAGCUCAUCAUUUCAAGAUACAUUGAUGCACCUUGUUUAGCUUUCUAUCUCCAAGAAGCUGGACAGCUAAGCCUCCCACCAUUGUUGCUUGAAAACCGUCUGAAGAUAACUCUGGACAUAGCCAGUUGUCUUAGUUACCUGCACAACGAGGAAGCAAUACCUCACGGGAAUCUGAAAUCAACAAAUGUUCUCCUGAAGCCUCCUGAGCUCACUGCGCUGCUAACAGAUUACAGUCUUCACCGGUUAAUCACACCGGAAGCAACAUCAGAGCAAGUCUUGAACGCAGCCGCUCUCGGCUACUGCCCUCCAGAGUUUGCCAGCUCGAGUAAACCGUACCCUUCCCUGAAAAGCGACGUGUACGCCUUUGGUGUCAUUCUGUUGGAGAUUCUAACGGGAAAAGUGUCAGGAGAUAUAGUUUGCAGUGAUCCAGGAGUCGUUGAACUCACUGAAUGGGUUGUGAUGCUUGUGAAACAGAACCGCGCAGCAGAGUGUUUCGAUCCAUGCAUUAUCGAGUCACAAGAAGGUGGAUCAAGGAAAGCUUCUAGAGUUGUUACUGAUGUUCUGAAGAUUGCUCUGAGCUGUAUAUCUCCGGCACCGGAGAGACCGGACAUGAAGUCAGUCUCUGAAGAGCUGUUCAGAGUUGUUCUCAAAAGAACAAAGUAG